AUGGGAAAGAAGAAUAACAAGAAGGAUAAGAAGCACGCUGCGGCGGCGAAUGGCAGUUCGGCGCAUCAGGUUGCGGUGAGCGUGGAAGGGAGCGGGGCGCAGUCUCCCGUCGAAGAGGUGGAGCAGGACCAGGUGCGGGUCAAUGAGGAAGCGGUUGUGCAGUCCGUUGCAGAAUCAGUACCGGGAGAAAUAGCCAACUCUGAUCUACCAACAUCAGACUCACCAGUCCUCGUCGAACCACCAAAAUCCGAAACAGACACUGUGGUAUCUAUACCAUCAUUCAACUCCGAAAAGACAGAAACGGUCCCCAAAACUACCUAUGAUACCCUCCUCGCCGAGAACGCGGCUCUGAAACAAACCCUCGAAACCCUCGGCGAAACUACAAUAAGUCUCUCCUCCUAUUCGGCCCUCCAAGACGAAAUCGAGAAACUUUCCGCGGAAAAGUACCGGGCGGAGACGGACGCAACGAUUGCGCGGGUUGAGAAGAUGGGUGCUGUGGAGGAUUAUGAGGGGAUGGAGGAGGAGAGAGAUAGCUUACGAGAAGAGCUAGAGAAGGUUAGGGCAGAGGUUGAAAGUGUGAGGAGGGAAAUGGUGGAGAAGGCGAAAGAGAGAUUGAGGCUUGAUGAGACGGUCAGGAUUGCGCAUGAGAGGGAGAACGAUGAACUACGGGCUCAGAUAGAGAUAUUGCGAUCCGCAGCCGCAGCCGCAGCAGCAGCAGCAGCAGCACAAAAGUCGAGUGAGGCAUCAGAAGGAUCAGAAGGAGCAGGAGUUGAGGAACUCCGCCGCGAACUUGCCGAAGCAAAGGAAAACGUCCAGCUCGCCGAAGAAGAACGCGACAAAGCCGAACAAAAACACCGCGAACUCCUCCAAAAAGUCAAAACCAUGCGCUCAACUCUCGGCGAACGUCUCAAAUCUGACGCCGAAGAGCUCGAAACACUACGAUCACAGCUGACGCGCCUCGAAACUGAGAACAAGGAAUUGAAACAAGCGUUGGAGACGGUACAGGAGGAGUUUGGGAGGGUUAGUGAUGAAAGCGAUGAAUUGAGCCGAGAGGUAGCGAAGAUGCGAAGCGAAUCGGAUAAGGGCUUCGCAAAAUGGACAGCGGAACGACAAUCCCUCGUCACCAAAUCGCGAAACCUCGACGCGGAACUCGCAUCCGCUAACAAAACGCUUUCUUCACUUGAAUCGCUCCUCCAAGAAGAACGUUCCCUCCGUGAAGGUUUUGAAGCCCGUGUUGGGGAGUUAGAGGAGGAAGUUCAUGCGAGACGGGAGGCGUUCGAGGAGCUGAUGGGUAGAAGGGAGCAGGAUGGGAUGGAGAUGGAGAGACUGAGGGGGCAAGUUAAGGAAGCCAAGGAAGCGCGGGAACGGGAGGUUAGGGAGAUUGAGGAGAGGCUGCAGGGUGACAUCGACAGACUUGUGACGGAGAGGAAGGAGUUUGAAGAGAGGGCAACCGAUGCUGAAGCCAAGUUGACAACCGCCAAAGCCGAUCUCGAAAAGCUUCCGAAGCUACAAGCCGACCUCAAAGAAAAAACCCUGGCCCUAGCAAAGGCUCGCCACGAAUCCAUCAUUCUAAACGAACACCUCACCAAAGCCCUCCGUCUUCUAAAACGCUCCUCGUCCAGCUCCAACUCGACAGUCGAUCGACAACUCGUCACGAACUUGGUGUUGAAAUUCCUGUCAUUGCCUAGAGGUGACGCAAGAAAAUUUGAGGCAUUGGGUGUACUGGGAGGAUUUUUGGGGUGGACGGAGGAGGAGAGGGGGGUUGCUGGGCUCGCACGACCAAGCGGCAAUGCCUCGGGCGCAGCAGCUGGAGGUUUGAUGAGCCCAGGGUUGCAGAGCCCGUUAGGGUUUAGGAGGGUUAGUUCGACGUCAGCGCUGUCUGCUGCUGAUUAUUUCCCACCGGCGGGGAGGGAUGAGAGUAUGAGUGAUCUAUGGAUACAUUUUUUGGAGAAGGAGGCGGAGGCGGGACGGACGCCCAGUGUCAGUGAGGGUCCGGAUUCGAGUGCGAUUGCGAGUGCGGAUGCAAAGUAG
This is a messenger RNA of Saitoella complicata NRRL Y-17804, 2031 nucleotides long. RefSeq lists its product as uncharacterized. The record is from RefSeq and is a predicted model, not a curated record. Gene Ontology annotation, molecular function: small GTPase binding. Gene Ontology annotation, cellular component: Golgi apparatus. NCBI's taxonomy places the organism in Eukaryota, Fungi, Ascomycota, Saitoellomycetes, Saitoellales, Saitoellaceae. Gene Ontology annotation, biological process: endoplasmic reticulum to Golgi vesicle-mediated transport; Golgi organization. Bases 1 to 2031 code for a protein of 676 amino acids. The transcript is spliced from 2 exons.